Messenger RNA from Phyllostomus discolor (pale spear-nosed bat), 1334 nucleotides. It is a transcript of the gene WDR45B, whose product is annotated as WD repeat domain 45B. The transcript has 10 exons. Gene Ontology annotation, cellular component: extrinsic component of membrane; phagophore assembly site membrane; cytosol. Gene Ontology annotation, molecular function: phosphatidylinositol-3,5-bisphosphate binding; protein binding; phosphatidylinositol-3-phosphate binding. NCBI's taxonomy places the organism in Eukaryota, Metazoa, Chordata, Mammalia, Chiroptera, Phyllostomidae. The coding region runs from base 138 to 1172 and encodes 344 amino acids. Gene Ontology annotation, biological process: protein localization to phagophore assembly site; protein lipidation; autophagy of mitochondrion. The record is from RefSeq and is a predicted model, not a curated record.
GCACGCGCGCACGCACGCAGCACGUCCGCCGCUCGCUUCCUGCCGCGGCGGCCUCGGAGGCGGCCUGACGGGACCCGCGCCCGGCCUCCCGGAGCGGUAUGCGGCGCUGACGAGCGGGGACCCUCCGCGGCGGCGCCAUGAACCUCCUGCCGUGCAACCCGCACGGCAACGGGCUGCUCUACGCCGGCUUCAACCAGGACCACGGGUGCUUUGCAUGCGGGAUGGAAAAUGGAUUCCGAGUCUACAACACCGAUCCACUGAAAGAAAAAGAGAAGCAAGAGUUUCUGGAAGGAGGAGUCGGCCACGUCGAAAUGCUCUUCCGCUGCAACUAUUUAGCGUUAGUCGGUGGUGGGAAAAAACCAAAGUACCCUCCCAACAAAGUGAUGAUCUGGGACGACCUGAAGAAGAAGACCGUCAUUGAGAUCGAGUUUUCCACGGAGGUCAAGGCGGUCAAGCUGCGGCGGGACAGGAUCGUGGUGGUGUUGGACUCCAUGAUUAAGGUGUUUACGUUCACACACAACCCCCACCAGCUGCACGUCUUUGAAACCUGCUAUAACCCUAAAGGCCUCUGUGUCCUGUGCCCCAACAGCAACAACUCCCUCCUGGCCUUCCCGGGCGCGCACACCGGCCACGUGCAGCUCGUGGACCUGGCCAGCACCGAGAAGCCGCCCGUGGACAUUCCCGCCCACGAGGGCGUCCUGAGCUGCAUCGCCCUCAACCUGCAGGGAACAAGAAUCGCAACCGCGUCUGAAAAAGGGACCCUUAUAAGAAUAUUUGAUACUUCAUCAGGGCAUUUAAUCCAGGAGCUGCGAAGAGGGUCUCAAGCAGCGAACAUUUAUUGCAUCAACUUCAACCAGGACGCGUCCCUCAUCUGCGUGUCCAGCGACCACGGCACGGUGCACGUCUUCGCUGCGGAGGACCCGAAGCGGAACAAGCAGUCGAGUUUGGCCUCGGCCAGUUUCCUCCCGAAAUACUUCAGCUCCAAGUGGAGCUUCUCCAAGUUCCAGGUGCCCUCGGGCUCUCCGUGCAUCUGUGCCUUCGGAACAGAGCCAAAUGCUGUCAUCGCGAUCUGUGCCGACGGCAGCUACUACAAGUUCCUGUUCAACCCCAAGGGGGAGUGCAUCCGCGACGUCUACGCCCAGUUCCUGGAGAUGACCGACGACAAGCUGUGACCCCGCCCCCGCAGGGCGGCCGGCACCCAUGGCCGAGCGCGCUGGGUGCACCCAGACUCCUGGGGCCUCGUGGGCCGUGGGCCGGAGGGACUGCCCGGGGACCUUGGCCGGGGAGCCCCACGCGGUUGUCUGUCCUCCUCAGCAAGGCUUCGCGUUUCCAGU